AUGAAAAUCGGGAAAAAAAUCGAGCAUUCUCGAUUUGUUCCUAUCAUUUUCGAGAAUAAUAUUAAAGAUUUUAGUAAUGUCAGCUUCGAAGAAAUAUCAAGUGCCCUUUAUGGCCAAGGAAAACUCACUUAUUUAAUUGUUUUUUCAACAGAACCAGUUAUAUUUCCUCCAUCGAGUGAGCAAAUCAUUGAAAAGCGCAAUAUCAUCGUCCAAAAUGAUUCAGUUAUUACAGAAACUUUAUUUACACAUUUUAAAUCUUUAAUUGUUUCAAUUUACGCUCAAAUUUUUGAUUCUAGAGUUAAUGGCUAUAUUGGCAUCGUAUCUGUUAAUUCAAGCGAUGUCUUAGGAUACUUUAUUGUUCGCUGGCUUAUAGAAGAGAAAUCUUUUUCAUAUGAUACAGCAAAUACGAUCUUUAAAGAGUCAGGCAUUCCAAUGAUUACUAAUGAAAAAUAUCUGAACCUACUCAAAGGCAUUUCCAACACAAGAACCGUUGUAAAUCAAAAAAUCCAUAAUCGUGGCGCAGAUUACAACAGUAUUCUUAAAAUUGUUGAGACAGGUGUUUACAGAACAAAUAGCCAAAUACAGCCAGCACCAAAUACCAUUAAAAACAAAACGUUUACGAAUUUUCAAAUUUUAUGUCGUGAAAUCAAUAUGAAACUUAAAUUACUACAAAAAUCAUUACCAAGCUUUAGUUGCAAGCUGAUUUCGAGGAAAUUCCUUGAAGAAGCCAAAAAAUCAAAAGAUUAUGUUGUUACUCUCAAUCCCUGUGGCACUCAUUCGAUUUUAUACGCAUCAGACAAUUUAGUACAAAUAGUAUGUGAUAACGAAUACAUAAUUACUACGAAUCUUUAUCUUCCUUCUCCAGAUAAUGAGAAUUUACUUGACAACUCAAUAUUUGAAGGAUAUUUCAUAGACAAAGAUGAAAUAGGCCAAGAUACAUUCGUUAUUUGUGAUGCAUUGAUGUUUAAUGGCCAAGAUUUGAGGUCAGAACCUUUAGAUAUAAGAAUUGGAUUCAUAAAUCAAUAUGUGUUUGGCGAAAGAGCCAAAGCCAUAAAUAAACUGGCCGGAGAAACAAUAAGAAUCAUGUUACGACCUUAUUUUCCACUAAAUAAUUUAUCAACAAUUUUACCAAGGCUUGAUCAGGUCGUUACCUAUCCAGUUUACAGUAUAUUGAUAGGACCAAUAACAUCCAGUUGGUGCCAGGACCAAAAUACCACGGAAUGGGUUUAUUGGAACAGAUAUUUGCCCCGACCAAUUAUAAGCUUGUCAGUUAACUUUACAUUGAAUGAAUUGUAUGGUCUGAUAUCGAUACAUGGCGGUCUCGUCAAAGCGAUGACUCUUGGUUCAUUAUCAAAAGAUUUGACACAAUUGGACGGCCAACUCGUACAGAUUGAGUUUGAUACAACGAAUAAGAGAUGGAAUCUCCUUAAUUUCGUUACUGACCAACAAGUUUGGACAUAUGACCAAUUCAGUAAAGAUUUUGCCACGGAUGAGCUUCCAAUAUCAAUGGAAGACUUACAAAGAAUAUCUUAUUCUUUCAGAUGA
Trichomonas vaginalis G3 is the source of this 1545-nucleotide messenger RNA. RefSeq names its product DNA ligase/mRNA capping enzyme domain-containing protein. Gene Ontology annotation, molecular function: mRNA guanylyltransferase activity. Gene Ontology annotation, biological process: 7-methylguanosine mRNA capping. Bases 1 to 1545 code for a protein of 514 amino acids. NCBI's taxonomy places the organism in Eukaryota, Parabasalia, Trichomonadida, Trichomonadidae. The record is from RefSeq and is a predicted model, not a curated record. The transcript has a single exon.